Molecule: messenger RNA, 3037 nt
Organism: Pangasianodon hypophthalmus (striped catfish)
Lineage: Eukaryota; Metazoa; Chordata; Actinopteri; Siluriformes; Pangasiidae
Gene: dusp19a
Product: dual specificity phosphatase 19a
Exons: 4
Coding region: 199-843 (214 amino acids)
Biological process (GO): regulation of MAP kinase activity; protein dephosphorylation
Cellular component (GO): cytoplasm
Molecular function (GO): JUN kinase phosphatase activity
Source: RefSeq, a predicted model, not a curated record
AGCUCCUCUUGGUGGCACUAUUGUCCUGAGUCCAUCAGGUAUUUGUGUCCAGUUAAUGAGCCUUCUCAGCUUUCAGGCUGUAAGAAAAGCAGGUGCCCAUCGGGAGCAGUAGUUAACAGGGAUCACACCGUGGAUCAGGCUACCUAGACGACUGCAGCUUGUCAUAUUUCGCACUGCUGAAGUCCACGUCCACACGUGAUGCAGUCACUCGCCCAAGAAAUUAAAUCAUUCUCCAAAACCAACCUGCGAAAGCAAUGCACCCGGGUGACGACCCUGAGCGGGAGGCGGAUUAUUGAAACAUGGAAAGGAUCCACUGUCCAUGUGGUUGAGGACACAGUCCAACCUGAGACGCCGUGUGGAUACAUUCAGGAUAACACCUGGGAUCUCCAAGUGGGAUAUAUUAGACCUUAUUUAUUACUGGGUUCACAGGAUGCCGCUCAUGACUUUGGCACUUUAAAGAAGUACAAGGUCACUCACAUACUGAAUGUGGCGUACGGUGUGGAAAACGCUUUCUCAGAUCUCUUCGUCUAUAAAACCCUGAGCAUACUGGAUCUGCCCGACACUGACAUCAUAUCACACCUGCAUGAGUGCGCACAGUUCAUAGACCAGGCCAAGGCGGAGAAAGGUGUAGUGCUCGUCCACUGUAACAACGGUGUGUCUCGGUCAGUCUCUGUGGUCAUCGGAUACCUGAUGUGGAGAGAAGGCCAGUCAUUCGAUGAUGCGUUUUCUCAGGUGAAGUCAUCGAGGCCAGCGUCGUGUCCAAACCCGGGUUUCAUCGACCAGCUGAAAAACUUCAAACCCCAAUGCGGUAUACAAGCAAACGGUCUAACUGGUCAUUCAUAAAUUCAUAAAUUACUUUGUGUGUGUUAAUAAUAAAGGCACUGGUGCUUCCGAUGAGGUUUCUGACAUGGCCAUAACCAUGAUAAUCAUGAUCUUCUAUCUUAUAUGAGCAUGAGGAGGAACAAGCAUUUAGACUGGCAAGGAGAAAUGAUAAAGUUGUUUUGGUUGAUACAAAUGUAUACAUAAAUUAUUAUUAUUAUUAUUAAAAAGCUUGAGAAUCAAUCAGGGGAACACAACACAGCUCUUAUUACCAAAGUAAUAUAAUCAUUGUUGAUUUAUUAUUCUGCAUUUAAGCCCAGUAUUGGCUAUGUUAUCAGGAUGAUUAGAAAUAUAAUUGGCUUGAAGGGAUUUUUUUUUUUCAGAAAAUCUACUGCAGAGUUGCAAAAGAAGCCCUUAAUGUUCUUUAUAUACCUUAAAUACACAUUAAAGUACACUACAUUCACUUUUCUAAGUAAAUAAGAGUAGAAAAGAUGCACCCUUGGAAAAAUCUACUAAAUGCUCUGUUUAAAUGUAUUUUCUGAGAUUUCUGAUACUCUUUAUAUAUUUUUUCGAAUCUCUGGCAGGCAAGACACGGCUAACGCUCUGGACUUAAUCACUGGAAAGAAUACAGGAUAGCAACAAAUGCACAUUUAAGAUUUCCUCACAGGUUCCUCACAGGUUUUUGACAUGACUUUAAUUUAUUGUAAAACAUUUCAAUCUAUCAGGAUUUAGAAGUAUAAUGAUAAAAAUGUUGUAGGUUGACAUUUAAUUCAAUAGCCUACAUACAACAAACCUUAUAUUUCCCCAGCAUUUUUUUUUUGGUGUCUAAAGCUGGCUUCUUUAGAAGCUAUUUAACUAGAUUAACUAAGCUAACUAGAAAAAGUAAUGUUUCUAGUUUAGCAUUGUGCAAAACGUACCCCUAAAUCAUCCACACUCACCUUAAAACUGGUAACUAACAGAGGUGGAACCAAAUCAUUGUUCACAAGUAAGUCACAAGUAAGUCUCAAGUCAUGGCAUUUAAGUCCUUAACUUUAAGUUUCAAGUCAUAGUGUGCUCAUUACAAAAUUUAUGACCAGAAUUUAUAGACAAAAUUUCUAGGCAAACUUUAUAACUCAGUGGAAAUAUAUGGGUAUUUGAAAGACACAUAACUAUGACUAUAAAAAUUUCCAUUCAAUUCCAUUCAAAAGAUGAGGCGUACACUAUUUUCACUAAGUGUACCCAUCUAUCUCAUUUGGUUUGGCUUUACUUUGGGAUUUGCUUUGUGCAACUUCAAAUGGUGAACAAAAUUGGAAAUUGUUGCUUUUGCGUCUGAUAUUCUUGAACCACAGGUUCUCCAUGUUGCAACUCUUUUAAAUAACAUAAUCUUUGUAAGUGAAGGCUACUAUCUUUGGGAGCAUGGCUACCCCAAAAAGUGCCUCUGUCAUCAGGGAAUGAUCGCUCUUUCCACAUUCAGCUGUCUUUCAGCUGUCAGGUGUAAGUUGAUUGGCUGUCUGACUGGAUAAACAUUGACCUUGGAAAUAAAGAUCGAUGGUGAUUUGCUGAAAAUAAAUUUAAAAUAAAUGCGUCAUUUUUAAUCUUUGGUUUUGAGAAUGUAUCAAGUCUUUCCAAGUCAAAGGGACCGAGUCCAAGUGAAGUCACAAGUCAACGAUGUCAAAGUCGAGUCGCAAGUCUUCGAUAAUCUCAAGUCACGUCGAAAGUCAGCAAAUUUAUGACUCGAGUCCAGGUCGAGUCCAAGUCAUGUGACUCGAGUCCACAACGCUGGUAAUUAAUCCCAGAUAGACUUGCUCAUGUGGUUUCUGAUGCUGUAUGAUGAUCGAUUGUUAUAAAGCUUUCAUUAUUGUUAGCUAAAUUAGACUCAUUAUAACUCCAGUACAAAACUAACCCAACAUAUCUUGUUUGAGGUAAAUGUUAAAUUGUGUGAUGAGUGAUUAAAGUUAAAAAUUAGUUAAUAAACAAAUAUAGCACAUAAUGUUAUGUUUGUGGCAUUAUGAGGGGAUUAUUAUGUUUAAUGUGUCUAUUAAACAUCCAGAUCCAAUAUAAUUCUUACUGUAAUUCCUCAAAUCAGAAUGGAGAGAUUAAAUUAGCCAGGAAAGGGCAAUGUUUGAAAUGAAGAUUUCAGUUACAGAAUUAUAGUCCAGUUCUACUGCAGAAAUGUUCUCUAUACUGAUACACCUUGUGUCAGUAUAUACUGUAGAUACCUAUCUAUCUAUCUAUCUAU